AUGUCAUUCAAUCCGUCCGCCGCGCUAGCAUGUUCAUCUCUUCCUGUACCAAGCCUCUUUGGAGCCGAGAUCCUAUUUUUCCAGGCUAACCAAGUCACUAAUUACACUCGCACCAUCUCGAUGGGUCUAUAUAUGAAUCAUGGAGCUGUCGACAUUCAAGCAGCCAGCUUUUGCAACGUCUCUAUAGCUUACACUCAUCCCGGUCUUAAUGAUACAGUCAAUGCUGGCCUCAACUACGUAGCUUUGGCGGGUAUGCCAGCAGCAAUGGGUGAGGACUACGUAUCUUUGUCUACCGAUGCUGGCCUGGGAACUAGUGAUAGCGCGACUUGGGGCCUUUUGAGUCCGGGAAACCCAAAUCGUAAUCUUCUGCAAAACCAUGCCUCAACAUCUCUUAACGACCUUGCAAUCAUUGGGAAGGAUAUCACUAACAAAUACUAUGGUACACCACCAGUCUACUCGUACUGGACCGGCUGCUCUCAAGGUGGCCGUCAAGGUAUGAUGCUUGCUCAGAGGUUUCCUGAGGCUUUUGACGGAAUCGCAGCUUCUUCGCCGGCCAUUAAUUGGAGUGGAAUAUUUGUGGGAGAUCUUUGGGCUCAUGUCAUAAUGAAUACCAUAAACAUCUACCCGCACACGUGCGAGAUGCAAGCAAUUACUGCAGCAGCUAUUAAGGCUUGUGAUGCUAAUGAUGGCCUUGUUGAUGGAAUUAUUGCAGAUCCUGAUUCCUGCAAUUUUGAUCCUACAUCUCUAGCUAUGUGGGAUGGUCCUAGAAAGUCAGAUAACAGUUCUCUUUUUUUUGGUCAAAAGAUAGGCACUGUUUUAUCAAGUGACGACUUAUCUGCCGGAGGAUCACUUGCUCUUACCACAUGUUCAAGCAACGGAACUUUGUACAGCAGAUCCACUAUCUCUUCUACUCCCGUGGAUAGCGAAGAAUUUGAUCAGCUUUACCAUUCUUCCGUCAACGAGUGGUCUUCUAUUAUAGGCACCAACGACCCGGAUCUUUCACAAUUUCGUGCCCGUAGAGGAAAACUUCUCACUUACCAUGGACUGGCUGAUGGUAUUAUCCCUCCUAACUCAACCACGAGCUAUUACGAUUCCGUUACCGCGCUCAACCCAAACGUACACAAUUUCUAUAGAGUGUUCAUGGCUCCAGGUGUCGCUCACUGCCUUGGCGGACCUGGUGCUUUCCCAGCUGAUACUUUCGAUACCAUGCGUGCUUGGGUUGAGAACGGUACUGUUCCAGAUAUCAUGGAUUCUACCUUUUUUUCAAACACGGCUAUUAAGCGUACUAUCUGUCCAUAUUCGCUUAAGCAAACUUACGAUGGUGUUGGAAAUGCUACUGCGAACGAGGGAUUCUCAUGCCAGUAA
This is a messenger RNA of Botrytis sinoallii, 1365 nucleotides long. RefSeq lists its product as uncharacterized. The coding region runs from base 1 to 1365 and encodes 454 amino acids. The transcript is spliced from 5 exons. The record is from RefSeq and is a predicted model, not a curated record. Lineage: Eukaryota; Fungi; Ascomycota; Leotiomycetes; Helotiales; Sclerotiniaceae.